Messenger RNA from Olea europaea var. sylvestris, 1895 nucleotides. RefSeq names its product protein RETICULATA, chloroplastic. NCBI's taxonomy places the organism in Eukaryota, Viridiplantae, Streptophyta, Magnoliopsida, Lamiales, Oleaceae. Gene Ontology annotation, cellular component: chloroplast inner membrane. The record is from RefSeq and is a predicted model, not a curated record. Gene Ontology annotation, biological process: plant organ development. The coding region runs from base 330 to 1634 and encodes 434 amino acids. The transcript has 8 exons.
UUUUCUCACGUGCCAGGCAGUAAUGCGAGUGCGCAACGAGCCGCCGCUUCCGACCACACUCAAAACUCUGAAGUAAGAAAAUCUCUGAACCAGACAUUGACGUCUCUCUCGCUUUAACCUAAGCAGAGAAACGGCGUCGGUUCGUCUCUUGACAUUUAUUAAUUGUGGCAUUUUCCGGAAAAGAAUACCUGUGGAAUCCAGAGCUAGUCCAAGAUUCUCCAAGGCAUAUAUAUGCUGUCAAGAUUGUAAUUUUGUGCCUUUUGCUGGGGUUCUAUUGCAUUUAUCAGUCGACUUUACACAGCAUCGUUAAGUCAGGUUUUUUCACCAAAAUGGCGGGUUGUUCUUUAAGUAUUAGAUUGACAUAUUUCAAGAAUUUGAAAAAAGAGAUCCUCUUCUCGAGGGAUAUAAGCAUUUGGAACCCAAAUUUGACUUUGCUUAAAUUUCAAGAUUCUAGUAAGGUAAUAAAAACGAAAGGGCAGUUGUUGUGUAAAAGGAAUAGGCAGGGGCUUGUAAUUGUGAAUGCAUUGAAUCCGGAGACUGAUCCAGCAUCUGAUGUGGCUGUGACCACAGUAACUAAAGGAAGUGAUGGAAGUCAUGUAGAAAAAGAUGGCAGCGUUUUGGGAAGUGAUUUUGUAUUCAAGGGUGAUAAAGAAAAUGGAGAUGGUGGUGGGAAUUUGAUUGAUGGAAGUGGUGGAAAUGGGAAGUUUUCUGGUGGGGGUGGUGGAGGUGGAGGUGGAAAUGGAGGUGGAGAUGAUAAGGAGGAAGAGUUAGGACCCAUACUCAAAUUUGAGGAAGUGAUUAGGGAGACUGAGGCUCGUGGUACUACUCUUCCAAUUGAUAUGCUGGAGGCUGCGAAGAGCGUGGGUAUUCGGAAGGUCCUUUUGCUUAGAUAUGUGGACCUGCAGGGGUCUGUUUGGCCACUGGGAUUUCUGAUGAGGUCAUGUGCUAUGCUACGGAAUAGGAUGUUGGCUGAUCCAUCCUUUCUUUUCAAAAUUGGAACAGAGAUAGUGAUUGAUUCUUGCUGUGCAACUUUUGCGGAAGUCAAAAAGAGGGGCAAAGACUUCUGGGCGGAAUUUGAAUUGUAUACUGCAGACCUUUUAGUUGGAGUGGUCGUCAAUGUUGCUUUAGUUGGUAUGUUAGCUCCAUAUGCUCGAUUUGGACAGCCACGUGCAUCUCAAGGAUUUAUUGGUCAAAUGUUGAGUGCUUAUGCAGCUCUUCCUAGCAGUGUUUUUGAGGCUGAACGUCCUGGAUGUACAUAUACAAUAAAUCAGAGAAUUGCCACCUAUUUUUAUAAGGGUAUUCUCUAUGGAUUGGUUGGGUUUGGGUGUGGUAUUAUCGGCCAAGGAAUUGCAAAUUUAAUAAUGACUGCCAAACGGAGCAUAAAAAAGUCAGAGGACGACAUACCAGUUCCACCCCUAGUGAAGAGUGCAACUCUCUGGGGUGUUUUUCUGGCAGUCUCGUCCAACACCCGAUACCAGAUUAUAAAUGGGCUAGAACGUGUGGUGGAGGCAUCACCAUUGGCAAAGCAGGUCCCACUCGUAGCCAUGGCUUUUACCGUUGGUGUGCGAUUCUCGAACAAUGUCUAUGGAGGGAUGCAAUUUGUGGAUUGGGCCAAGUGGAGUGGUGUGCAAUGACCGUUUUAACCAAUAUAUUGCUUGUUAGCUCCAAACAAACAGAAAAUAUGUUGGCGGUGAGUUCUGUAUCGGUAAUCAGCAGUUAUCUUCAUCCCAGCAAUGUUUUCCUUCUUAUUAGAACUUAAUAUGACAUUUUAUGCUACUGUAAUGAUACUAUGAGAUUCAAUGCUUGUAUUUGAACAGAGGAAAAUGGCUACUCUACAAGUUGUGUUGUUAUCCUGGCACUGAAGUUGUUCAAUGAAUUAAAAUGCACUUCGAAUU